UCGCGGCGGCUGCGGCGGCUGUGUCUCGUUUUCAGAAUGACUUCCUUGGCUGACGCGCCCCCAAAUUAUGAAACAAUGUUUGCUCAUCGAUUCACAUCGGAUGAUGAAGAAUACCGAGAAUAUCUAAAACGCCCUGCAGAUCCCCCUCCUAUAGUUGAAGAAUGGAGAAACAGAUCUGGUGGCAAUCAGAGAAACAGAGAUCGGUUUCAAGAUGGCAGAUAUUUUAGAGGGGAGAGAUACAACUGGCAAGGUGACUACAGAUCUAAUCAGAGGCCAGAUAGAGGCUGGGGUAACAACUACCAGCAGCACAGACAGGGACAAUCCUACUCAUCCCACUACGGACAAUAUGGCUACAACUCCUACAACCCAGGGCCUCGUUACCAUCCCUACUGAUAUGCCUGUGGCUUGAAAGUCCAGUGAUGCUCUGUAAUAAAUUCAGUUAGCUUUUAGUUUUCUUUUUUUUUUUCCAUUUAUAGAUAACCGAAGAAGCAGUGUUAGAGUCCAAUGCUGUUUUUCUGUAGUGUGAAAUGAAAAAGGGAACUCCUUCUAUGAAUAAUAAAACCAUAUUAUAUGGAGUUUGUUUAGAGUCUGUAGAUUCAAUCUUUAUCUCCUUCUUUUGUCUGAAUAUGUGUUGUGCACAUAUUUUCUUCCAUCACUGAGAUUUCUGUGUUACAGAAACCAAAACAUGUGAGGGAAGGAUAGGAUAGCUGUGGUUUGUAUGCAGCCUGUAGCAGUGGCACAUUGCCUUAAGGUAGCUCUUUUUGAAAUUAACAUACUAUGUCUUUCUGUGGAGAGAAUUUCUUCGUUUGGUUUUUUUCACAGUGAGAAGCUGUUUGGUUUGAAUUUCAGAUGCCUUAAAACAGAGAAAAGAGAUCCUAUUACUGACAUAUUUUAUGGGGUCGGCCUUGUGUGUUGACUCAAUGGCUUCAAUGCAUUUGCAGUAUUCCUCUUAAAACAUGGCCUAAAAGUUGGAUAAAAAAAAGUAAUUAAAUAUGUAUCUUCUUGUAGCAGUUCAGUGAUACAUAAGUUUUACCUGAGAAGUAAUAUCAAACUUAGAUUAAUCUGUGUCAUCUUCAAAUAAAUUCAGGGUGUGUGUGUGAUAAAUUCUGAAAUUCCCAUUUCAGUGAAGCUGUAAAACUUCAAUGCUAUUGUAUUUGUAUGAAACACUUUGUGCGUGUUAUAGAAAAAAAACCUAUAAUCAG
Messenger RNA from Cinclus cinclus, 1202 nucleotides. RefSeq names its product RNA guanine-7 methyltransferase activating subunit (gene RAMAC). NCBI's taxonomy places the organism in Eukaryota, Metazoa, Chordata, Aves, Passeriformes, Cinclidae. The coding region runs from base 37 to 393 and encodes 118 amino acids. The transcript has 3 exons. Gene Ontology annotation, biological process: RNA 5'-cap (guanine-N7)-methylation. The record is from RefSeq and is a predicted model, not a curated record. Gene Ontology annotation, molecular function: RNA binding.